UCAUUUCCUCCCAGAUAAGAUUCGAAGGCGCCAUUCCAUUCUCUCUCCAUCUGAACAUCGUCUUUGCUUUGUCUGUCCGGACCUUCAACAUCAGCAACCGAUGUACUUUUGUUGGUCUUGAUUCGAUCCGAUUCGAUUCGACGUGGAUUCAGCCGUAGUUCAGUCCCAGCCCCCGGCCGCUCAAUCGGGUCCCCGACCAUGAGCUCUACCCUGAAGAAGCUGCAGGUGGUGUCUCCUGUCCCGGCCGACAUAGACAUUGCCAACUCCGUGGAGCCCUUCCAUAUCUCUGACAUCGCCCGGGAGCUCAGCCUUGGCACCUCCCACUACGAUUUUUAUGGCAAGUAUAAGGCCAAGGUUCUGUUGUCCGUGCUGGAUGAGCUACAAGGAUCUAAAGAUGGGUACUAUGUGGUGGUCGGAGGGAUCACCCCGACGCCACUUGGAGAGGGCAAAUCCACCACCACCGUUGGCCUCUGCCAAGCUCUGGGAGUUUUUCUUGAUAAGAAGGUGGUGACAUGCCUACGUCAACCUUCGCAAGGACCUACUUUUGGAAUUAAGGGUGGGGCUGCUGGCGGCGGCUAUAGUCAAGUCAUUCCCAUGGAUGAAUUCAAUCUUCAUCUUACAGGAGAUAUUCACGCAAUUACCGCUGCAAAUAACCUCCUAGCUGCGGCAAUCGAUACCCGUAUAUUUCAUGAGUCAACCCAAUCGGACAAGGCUCUCUUCAACCGGUUAUGCCCACCAAACAAGGAAGGAAAAAGGAGCUUCAGUAACAUCAUGCUCAGGCGUCUGAAGAAGCUUGGAAUAUCCAAGGACAGGCCAGAGGAUCUCUCCCCUGAAGAAGUUAAGAAGUUCGCGAGGCUAGACAUUGACCCCAAUUCAAUUACAUGGAGAAGAGUCAUGGAUGUGAAUGAUCGAUUCUUGAGGAAGAUUACUGUGGGACAAGGCCCAGAAGAGAAAGGCAUGACAAGGGAGACUGGGUUUGAUAUCUCAGUGGCUAGUGAAAUAAUGGCUGUUUUGGCUCUCACGAUUUCUCUCGCUGACAUGAGGGAAAGGCUUGGGAAUAUGGUGAUUGGAAACAGUAAGGCUGGUGAUCCUGUAACUGCUGACGAUCUCGGAGUCGGUGGGGCCCUGACUGUGUUAAUGAAAGACGCUAUCAACCCGACUUUGAUGCAGACUCUUGAAGGCACCCCUGUGCUUGUCCAUGCAGGCCCCUUCGCAAACAUUGCCCAUGGGAACUCCUCUAUCGUGGCCGAUAAGAUCGCACUAAAGCUGGUGGGUCCUGGGGGUUUUGUGGUCACAGAAGCUGGGUUUGGUUCCGAUAUUGGAACCGAGAAGUUCAUGAACAUAAAGUGCAGGUAUAGUGGAUUAACUCCCCAGUGUGCAGUUAUAGUUGCGACAAUAAGGGCCCUGAAGAUGCACGGAGGUGGGCCUGAGGUUGUUGCUGGGAAGCCCCUCGAUCGGGCAUACGUGACAGAGAAUGUUGGGCUUGUUGAAGCAGGCUGUGUGAACUUGGCCCGGCACAUCUCAAACACGAAGUCUUAUGGGGUGAACGUCGUUGUGGCAGUGAAUAUGUUCUCAACUGAUACCAAGGCAGAACUGAAUGCUGUGAAGAGUGCUGCAAUGGCGGCAGGAGCCUUCGAUGCUGUUAUUUGUACCCACCAUGCCCAUGGUGGGAAAGGAGCGGUGGACCUUGGAAUUGCAGUUCAGAAAGCCUGUGAAAGUGUGGCUCAACCUUUGAAAUUUCUCUAUCCUCUCGAUAUCAGCAUAAAAGAGAAGAUAGAGGCAAUAGCAAGGUCAUAUGGUGCUGCUGGCGUUGAAUACUCUGAGCAGGCCGAGAAGCAAAUUGAGCUGUACAGCAGGCAAGGCUUCUCAGGUCUCCCAAUCUGCAUGGCAAAGACCCAGUAUUCCUUCUCCCACAAUGCUGCAGAGAAGGGGGCCCCCUCGGGAUUCAUCUUACCCAUUCGAGACGUAAGGGCUAGCAUUGGGGCAGGAUUCAUCUACCCUUUAGUUGGGACUAUGAGCACAAUGCCCGGCCUUCCCACAAGGCCCUGUUUCUAUGAUAUUGAUCUUGAUACUUCCACAGGGAGGGUGAUUGGCCUCUCUUGAAGAUGCUCUGUUUCUGUCUCUCUGUCCAGUACGAAGGAGUAAUCAAUAGCCAAGAAUAAAGAUGGAAAUGCACCAAGUUUGUGACUUUUUUUGGGUUUUACUGCCCUUUGAGAUGUCGCUUCGCAGAGAGGUCUUCCUGUCACUUGCCAUUUCAUUUUCUUAUUCUUUUGUAUGUUUCCAAGACUGGAUUUAUAUUUAGUAUGUCGGAAUGAGAAUAAAAUGGGAUCAACAUAUAGAUUCUAAUACAUGGUGUUGCAUUCCCUUUUUAUUCCUUAUAUAUAGCAACGACAUUGCAAUAUGUAAGCUGUCGGCGACAAAUAUAUAUUUCUUUCCACAGGACAUUAUUUGAUUUAA
Molecule: messenger RNA, 2457 nt
Organism: Punica granatum (pomegranate)
Lineage: Eukaryota; Viridiplantae; Streptophyta; Magnoliopsida; Myrtales; Lythraceae
Source: RefSeq, a predicted model, not a curated record